Molecule: messenger RNA, 929 nt
Organism: Musca vetustissima
Lineage: Eukaryota; Metazoa; Arthropoda; Insecta; Diptera; Muscidae
Exons: 2
Coding region: 48-929 (293 amino acids)
Source: RefSeq, a predicted model, not a curated record
CAACAGUUUCUGUUAUAGCUGGAAUUUGCAGCAGCGACAGUUUUUCAAUGUUUCCACCACAUCACCAUGAUUUGACCAGUACUAACAGCAUUGAAUUGAACGCUGCGGCCUCUCUCAGCGAUGAUUCUGGCGUGCCCCUCACUACCAACAGUUCUAUAUCUAGCGGUGAUUCCUACCGGCUGGGUCUAUGCAAGUUCGACAUUGAGAUUGUUGAAAGUGAUGGAGAGGUGUCCCAGUUUGAUUCGCUGGAUAAUUGCUCAGAAGGUGGAAUGAGUGCCGAAAACUUUAACACUCUGAAGAAGGGACCGUUGGCUCCCAUUGAUCCUCCGCCCGAAUUUCAAGACUCGCCGCAAACAACGCUGGUACGGUCAAUGACAAAGAAUCCUGUAACUAGUUUAAGACGUUGGACUUCUUCACAAUCAUCAUUCGAACAUUUGAAAGACCACAGUAGCGCCGAUACAACCAACUUGAGUAUAGUCACGAUUGGAAACGUUAAUGUUUGCGAUGAAAACACUUUGAUCAGCGCUAACUAUAUGUUGAGUGAUGAAAUACCAGAAAAGGAAAUUUACAAUAUGAACAAACAUCUAUACUCAAGCGAUUCCAUACUAAAUUCUCACAUGGACAAUAUAUAUGAUGAACCAAACAACAUGUUGAGCUCUUCGCUGGGCAACAGUGUUGAUAUAUUAGAUUCCGAUUCACCAUCACAGUCCAUUCCACCUCCCCCGCCGCCUGUUUCGAUUGUUAAAAUAAAGCAAACAUUAUGUCCUUACUUUCAAGAUCACACACGUUAUUUUAAAGCCAUACCGUCUGAACAGGACAAUAUUACAUCUGCAGUACAGCGAUUUAAUGUUUCAGGGCUAUCUGAAAUAAAUGAUUAUGAUCUCUACUAUGGUAUUAAACGUAAUGGAUGUCAACAGUACGAUUUUUAA